This is a messenger RNA of Cokeromyces recurvatus, 1089 nucleotides long. RefSeq names its product kinase-like domain-containing protein. NCBI's taxonomy places the organism in Eukaryota, Fungi, Mucoromycota, Mucoromycetes, Mucorales, Mucoraceae. Gene Ontology annotation, cellular component: cytoplasm; nucleus. Gene Ontology annotation, biological process: endocytosis; signal transduction; peptidyl-serine phosphorylation. Gene Ontology annotation, molecular function: protein serine/threonine kinase activity; ATP binding. The annotation marks the transcript as partial. The record is from RefSeq and is a predicted model, not a curated record. The transcript has 6 exons.
UUUUUUUUUCUUCAUCUAAUAAAAUAAAGAAACUAAUACAAAUAUAAAAAAAGAAUGCCUACUUCGUCUGCAGCAGCUGCUAGUCCAGGCAAUUCACAUAAUGUUGUUGGUGUUCAUUAUAAAGUAGGAAAGAAAAUUGGCGAAGGAAGUUUUGGUAUUAUUUAUGAAGGCAUUAAUUUACUUAAUAAUCAACCCGUUGCUAUCAAGUUUGAACCUAGAAAGAGUGAUGCACCUCAAUUAAGAGAUGAGUAUCGAACUUAUAAAAUUAUGGCAGGAUCUACGGGUAUUCCAACUGCUUAUUAUUUUGGACAAGAAGGAUUACACAAUAUAUUAGUGAUUGAUUUAUUAGGACCCAGCUUAGAGGAUAUGUUUGAUACAUGUGGAAGACGAUUUAGUAUAAAGACAACAGCUAUGCUUGCUAAACAAAUGCUUACUAGAGUUCAAACGAUUCAUGAAAAAAAUUUAAUCUAUAGAGACAUUAAACCUGAUAAUUUUUUAAUUGGUAAACCUGGAACAGAAACAGAAAAUCAAAUAUUUAUUGUAGAUUUUGGUAUGGCAAAACUAUAUAGAGAUCCAAAAACAAAGCAACAUAUUCCCUACCGUGAAAGAAAGAGUUUAUCUGGAACUGCUAGAUACAUGAGUAUAAAUACCCAUUUAGGCAGAGAACAAUCUAGACGUGAUGAUUUGGAAUCACUAGGUCAUGUUUUCAUGUAUUUCUUAAGAGGCUCUUUACCAUGGCAAGGGCUUAAAGCAGCUACAAAUAAACAAAAAUAUGAAAAGAUUGGAGAGAAGAAACAAACAACUGCCAUUAAAGAUUUAUGUGAUGGAUAUCCAGAGGAAUUUGGUAUCUAUCUUCAGUAUGUACGUAAAUUAGGAUUUGAAGAAACUCCCGACUAUGACUUUUUACGUGGACUAUUUUCUAAAGUGAUUGAAAAAUCAGGUGAACAAGAUGAUGGAGUAUAUGAUUGGAUGUUAUUGAAUAGUGGAAAAGGAUGGCAAACAGUAUCUAAACGAAAUAUACGUCAACAGCAUACAACAAACAAAAGAAUUAUUGACAAUAAUAAUAAUAAUAAUAAUAAUAAUAAUAAU